AGGAAACAAUGAAGAACAUUUAUGAUUAAUUUAUGGUUAGUUUAAUAAAAAGCUUAUUAUAUAUUUAUAUGGACCAACAUAUUUUUCUAAGGAUUCUAAGAAUGAUUGUGGUGAUGACAUGUGGCUACAAAAUAUGUUGUAAUGCUUCUCUUUUAAUAUAUAUAGGAUAUAAGUAUUUAGAACGACUGUGUAUCUAAAAUCGAUUUCACUAAAAAGCAUAAUAAUAAAUUUAAAUUAUUUCAUCAACAUACAUAGUCAAGAAAAAAAGAAAAAAAAUAUAAUUAAGUUCCCUAUCUCUAAUUUAUUCUCCAACUUAAUGUAUAGUUACUAACAAAAAUGUCCUGAGAUAAAAUAAUGUCACAUUUGGUCUUUGAACAUUAUAUGUCAACUAAUGUGACCACACUAAUUACUAGUAACUGGUUUAGUUUUCCAAUAAUGCCGUUGAUGAUAAAAUCUGGUCCGACCGGCGGGUUCAUCCGGGUUUAAAAAAACAUUAAACUGGGUUUCUUUUGUCAACAACAUUAAAAUGGUUUAAUUUGCAAUUUUCUGAAAAGUGAAGGAUCAUAUCCUAAAAACCUCGCUAAAACCCUCCUUCCUCCAGUCGCCUGCUCCGCCUUUUAACUCUCUCGGCGUCCUCCGGAACAGUCUGCCAUUCACCGGUUUCUCUUCUUAAAUGGCGGCCUCCCUUCUUCUGAAUCGUGUUUCACGCUCUGUUUCUCUCCGUCGGGUCGGACCAGCUCUGAGUUUCAAUUCCCUCGAUUCCCAAAUUCACGGUGGGAGACUCUCCGGAACACUCUUUCCAGAGAGAUCAUUGGCUACUCUUGCUGAAGGAGGAGCUUCCCGUUUUGAUGAGAUGGUAUCAGCAAAUCAGCGAAAGUAUUACCUUCUUGGUGGUAAGGGAGGUGUUGGGAAAACAAGCUGUGCUGCUUCUCUCGCGGUUAAGUUUGCUAGCCAUGGUCAUCCCACUAUCGUGGUCUCAACUGAUCCUGCUCACUCCUUGAGUGAUUCUUUCUCUCAGGACUUGUCGGGAGGAGUGUUAAAGUCUGUUCAAGGUGUUGAUUCUCCACUUCUAGCGCUCGAGAUAACACCGGAGAGAAUGAAGGAAGAGAUUAAAAGCCAGGCUGGUGGUGAUAAGAGCGUUAAAAACAUGAUGGAUAGCAUGGGGCUAGGAAUGUUUGCCGGCGAGUUAGGAGACUUGAAUCUUGAAGAUAUGCUCAAUGCUGCAUCACCUGGUAUUGACGAAAUAGCAGCUAUUUCCAAGGUUCUUCAAUUUGUGGAGUCACCAGAAUACAGUAGGUUCACACGUAUAGUUUUCGAUACUGCUCCCACGGGACAUACUCUUCGGCUUCUUUCUCUUCCUGACUUCUAUGAUUCAUCCAUUAGCAAAAUAACAAAGCUCAAGAAGAAGAUCACUGCUGCAGCUUCAGCCUUUACGUCUGUCUUUGGCAAAAAAAAGGAGAUACAAGAACAAGGACCUUCCAAUGAGUUGGACCAACUGAAAGAGAGAAUGGAGAAAGUUCGAAAUGUUUUCCGUGAUGUGGACACUACUGAGUUUGUCAUUGUAACCAUCCCAACGGUGAUGGCAAUAAACGAGUCUUCGAGGCUACAUGCAUCUUUAAGAAAAGAGAAUGUACCAGUUCAGAGGCUUAUUGUUAAUCAGCUUCUACCUGAUUCCCAAUCCGACUGCAAAUUUUGCUCAGUGAGACGAAAGGAACAAACGCGUGUGCUCGGACUUAUUCAGAAGGAUACAGAACUUUCAGGGUUGAAAGUGAUCCAGUCCCCAUUGCUAGAUGCAGAGAUAAGAGGGGUGCCAGCACUUAAGUUCAUGGGUGAUCUCAUUUGGAAAUAAGAUCAUCAGUUUUCCGCUUUUAUUUCUUUUUUAAAAUAUGAAAUUUCUAGAUGAUGAGAGGAAAACAAGUUAUUAGCUUAUAAGCCAAGAAAGUAAUGGAAGUUCUUGCAAGUCUUUCUUAUGUACA
This is a messenger RNA of Brassica rapa (field mustard), 1976 nucleotides long. RefSeq names its product ATPase ARSA1. Gene Ontology annotation, biological process: tail-anchored membrane protein insertion into ER membrane. Lineage: Eukaryota; Viridiplantae; Streptophyta; Magnoliopsida; Brassicales; Brassicaceae. Gene Ontology annotation, cellular component: GET complex. Gene Ontology annotation, molecular function: ATP hydrolysis activity; ATP binding. The record is from RefSeq and is a predicted model, not a curated record.